Messenger RNA from Triticum turgidum subsp. durum (durum wheat), 888 nucleotides. The record is from the annotation of a GenBank genome assembly. Lineage: Eukaryota; Viridiplantae; Streptophyta; Magnoliopsida; Poales; Poaceae.
AUGCUUAAGGGGAAAAAGAUUGAUGCAUUUUUCAAAAGAAAGAGAGGUGAUUCAGUUGAUGAACCAACAGCAACCGAAGCAAUGCCUAUUCAGCCAACGAACUGUGUUCAACCUCCUCUGUUGUUGCUCGAAUUUGAGCAACACGGACCACAUCCUUCAAUGCCUCAACAGCAAGGACAAAGCCAUCAAACUCAAACAAAUGAAGUACUAUUUCAAGGGAUUGAAUUCUUGCAGCGAGAUCCAGCACUACGUCCACAGAUUUGGCAAUAUCCACCUAAUCAAAGAGAUGAUGUGCGGCGAGCAUAUUUGAAGCUUGGUAUUAUGCAGCCCCGUUUGCAGAAUUACAAAGCCUAUGGUCCAGAAGGUCGCAAACGACGCUUUAAGUAUGACUGGUUCAAGGAUUUCCCAUCAUGGUUGGAGUACUCGGAGGACAGUCAUCGUGCAUAUUGCUUCUAUUGUUUCUUGUUCGGCAAAAACAAAAACAAGAAAGGUGGUUCAGAUGUCUUUACAGUGCGAGGAUUUGUAAACUGGAAGAAGGUCCAUGAUGGAAAGAAAUGUGCUUUCUUAAACCACAUAGGUUCUGAACCUUGCUCUGAACAUAAUAAUGCAACCAAAGCAUGCCAUGACUUCUUGAAUCAGCAAGGCCAUUUAGAAAAUGUUGUAGCAGUGGGCAACCAGAGGGAUAUAGAAAGAAACCAACUGAGGGUGAAAGUAUCAAUUGCAGCAGUUAAGUGGCUUACAACACAAUCGUGUGCAUUUAGAGGCCAUGAUGAAACUCCAGACUCAAAGAACAGAGGGAACUUUAUUGAAUUGUUAAAGCUCCUUGCAGAAUUCAAUCCAGAGAUUGCCGAAGUUAUUUUGGAGAAUGCUCCAUACAGUUCAAAGUAG